AUGGCCACUACUACUGCUUCCACCACCACCACCGCCGCCGCGAGCUCUAAUAUGGCAGUCCCCAAGGCCUCUCCUUCACUGCAACGCCUCGACUCUAACGACCCGGCAACUACGUACGAGCGCGUGGUCGAGCUGGUGCGCUCGGAUGGCGGCGUGAUUAUCAAGAACCUCAUCUCCGCCGAGCACGCGGCUUGUAUCAAGGCCGAGCUGGCCCCAGUCUUUGCUGCCGACGUGCCCGAUGCCUCCGGCUUCUUCCCCACCACCACGCGCCGGGCCACAGGCCUGCUGGCGGCGUCUGAGGGCUGCGUCGAACUUGCGACCAACAAGUUGUGGGUGGACACCUGCAACGAGAUCCUAACCUCCACAUGCUCGCCCUGGUACGGUGAGCAGCGUCGCACCUUUGUCACGAAGCCUACCAUUUCUGGCACCUUUGGUUUCCAGAUCCACCCUGGCUCGCGUGCCCAGGACCUGCACCGCGACGACAGCGACUACCACCUGCCCAGCGGCCUCGACUCGUGCAUGAUGGGCCUGCUUGUCGCCAUCACCAAGUGCACCUACGAGAAUGGCGCCACCAUGGAGGCGGUGCCGGUUGAGCUCGAGAUUGGCGAUGCCCUCAUCUUCCCUGGCAACACCUACCACGGCGGUGGUGCCAACAAGACCAAGGACGAGGUUCGCGAGGUCAUCGGCCUGUUCAUGUGCAAGGGAUAUCUCAAGCCGGAGGAAAACCACCAGCUGGAGAUUCCCGUCGAGUUGGCCAAGGAGAAGAAGUUCUCACCACAAGUCCUGCGCCUGCUCAAUUAUGGUAUCAGCCAGCCAGCGCUAGGGUUCUACAAGUAUAAGGAUCCCAUAUCCAUCAUCUUCGGCAUCAACGACGAGGAGACUGUCCACCUCUGA
Messenger RNA from Penicillium riverlandense, 894 nucleotides. RefSeq names its product phytanoyl-CoA dioxygenase family protein. The transcript has 3 exons. The coding region runs from base 1 to 894 and encodes 297 amino acids. The record is from RefSeq and is a predicted model, not a curated record. NCBI's taxonomy places the organism in Eukaryota, Fungi, Ascomycota, Eurotiomycetes, Eurotiales, Aspergillaceae.